UAUUUGUUGAAGUAGCCAAGCCGAUCCAGCACGGGCAAACGAGCGUUUUUAUUUUUUGUGGAUUUUGGCGAAAUUUUUGUUGUUAUGAGUAUGCCCUUGCGAAGUUGUUCUGGGAUUUUCGGAGAGUUUUUAGGCGCGUCAGAACAGUGAACCUAGUGAUCGAACCGCGAAGUAUGCGACAUGAACACUUUCGUAAGCGUCCUCAUUGCUGUUAGCGCUGCGCUUUUCGCCAUCUUUCACAGCUACCCGGCUCCGCCGAAGUCCCCCCUACUCUACCAAUGGGAAAAGAAUGACGGGGGAUCCUAUUUCAUCGCGGACAACUACGAAAUUUUUUACAAAGAUGUGACGGGGAGUGCAGACAGUGAGGACAUCCUGUUGUGUCUCCAUGGCUUCCCGACGUCGAGCUUCGACUUUUACCUCAUGCUGCCCUCGUUGCGGAAGAUAUUUGGCAGGAUCGUGUUCUUGGAUUUUCUCGGACUCGGUUACAGCGACAAGCCCAGGUUUCACACCUACUCCAUUUUUGAGCAAGCCAAUAUCACCGAAGCUUUGGUGGCCAGGCUGAGGCUGAGGAGAGUGCACAUCUUAGCACACGACCUGGGGGACACCGUUGCCCAAGAACUUUUAGCGAGACAAAACGAAGGGUCCUUACCAUUCCAAAUCAAGACUCUGUGCCUUCUAAAUGGAGGAGUCCUUCCAAAGCACCAUCAUCCAAGAUGGUCUCAGAAGCUUCUGCGAAUGCCUGUGGUCGGAGUUGUGGCCUCAAGGCUAAUGAAUCAUCUAGCAUUCAGAGUUGCACUGAGCGACGUUUUUGGCCCCAACACCAAGCCCACAGCAACUGACAUCCACAACUACUGGCACCUGGCAAGGCUUAAAGAUGGCUACAGAGUAUUCGGACUGAUGUUGUCAUACAUCGAUGAAAGGGCCGAACACGAAGACAGAUGGGUGGGAGCACUUCAGAAGUCGGCGGCCCCAGUUCACAUGAUUUAUGGCCCCGCUGAUCCAGUGAAUCCUCCUCCUUUCCAAGAGCACUACAGGAAAGAGGUGCCAAGUUCGAGCAUUCAUGUUCUUCCCGAGCAUGUCGGUCACUAUGUGCAGUUAGAAGCACCACAGGAAGUCAUAGCUGCCUACUUGCCAUUCCUGGAGGCUAACGGUGUCAAGACCAAGACCAUAUCAGUCACCAUACCCAAGAGACUCAUCUGAACGCCAAGGUAAAAAUUCCUUGGUUCAUUUACUGCACAAAAUGGAUAGUUCUCUCCAGAGCAGUAUGCAGUAUACAAGGACUAAAGAAGGUCAGCACAAUGGCUUUGUAAGGAUUGUGAUAUGCAACAUUCCUUCAAGUGGAUUCUACAUUCAUAAAGUACAGGAAAGAAAUGUCGAAAGCAGGAAGACAAGUGUUGAUGGGUCGGGUUGUGUGGAUUUUAUAUUCAGAAAGACAAAUGCCAAGCUCUACCAAAGGUCUGUUUAGGAAAACAUGCAAUAUCGGUACACAAUUUUUUGUGUAACAAAAAGUGGCACUUUUCUAACUUUUAUGUGUCCUACAAAUACAUAUUGAUGAACAUCACUCAAGGCUAAAAUUUGUUCUAACAUAUGUUUGAUUUCUGUUUGCUUUUCGCAUGCCUUCGAACAACUUUUGUAUCUUUUCGUAGUCCUUGGGAGACAAGACAUUCCACAGGAAGGACACCUUGCAUUAUUUUGCAGAAGAAUGACUCUUUAUAUCCCGUUUUUUUGUACAUUAUUAGGCAAUAAAUGUGCCAUAUGAGAAA
Ixodes scapularis (black-legged tick) is the source of this 1763-nucleotide messenger RNA. Its product is annotated as mesoderm-specific transcript protein. The coding region runs from base 181 to 1200 and encodes 339 amino acids. Gene Ontology annotation, molecular function: catalytic activity. The record is from RefSeq and is a predicted model, not a curated record. NCBI's taxonomy places the organism in Eukaryota, Metazoa, Arthropoda, Arachnida, Ixodida, Ixodidae. The transcript is spliced from 11 exons.